AUGUCACAAGGCGAAGGUGGUGUUGGCACCUACGAGGAAUGUGAUUUCGACGAGGGGAUGGAGUUGGAGAAGCGAGAGCGGAGGAAAGCACCUAAAGGAGUGCUGUGCCUCCUCACUUCGUCUCUGGAGAGAGCCGUCGCGCUGCUGUACGUGCUUCUGGCCCUCACCUUCGUGAUCUUCAUGGCUCUCACCAUCGUGAAUCUCCAGAGAGUAUCUGCGGCGUGGGAGGCGUUGGAACAAGCCCGGAUGCGGAGUGAGAACAGCCACACGACGGCGUGGCACAACCUCUCGGAGGUCCAGCGCACCUUCGAUAAACAGCUUUCUGGUGAGCUCAAGGUGAUUCACGGCCAACUGCUGAACGUGUCGCAAGAAGUGGAGAACAUGCGGUGGAAGAUGACGCAGUGCAAAGCGGGGUGCGGGAGGGAGCUGUCGGAUCACCUCCGAGUCUCAGAGGAAAGGGACGCGCUGGAGCCGGUGCUGCGGCAGCUGGCGGAGGUGAAGCAGGAGCAGAGCCGCGCGUCGGCGCUCCUUGACGCGGCGCUGGAGGAGAUGCGCAACCUCUCAGAAAUUCUCUGCACGAGGUGUCCCGCCGGCUGGCAGCAGUUCGCCAAAACCUGCUAUUUUUUCUCCAACACCACCAAACACUGGCUGGCUGCUAAAGACUCCUGCGCCGACUUCAACGCCCAUCUGGCCAUCGUCGACACCGAGCAGGAAAACAAAUUUCUGGCAAAUCACAUCAUGGAGAAUCGGGUGUUCUGGCUGGGCCUGACCGACAUGCACAAAGAAGGCGACUGGCAGUGGGUGGACGGCCACUCCCUCUCUCUCUCGUACGUUUUUAGCCUCAUCGGAGGGUAA
Molecule: messenger RNA, 855 nt
Organism: Fulmarus glacialis (Northern fulmar)
Lineage: Eukaryota; Metazoa; Chordata; Aves; Procellariiformes; Procellariidae
Product: C-type lectin domain family 4 member M-like
Exons: 8
Coding region: 1-855 (284 amino acids)
Source: RefSeq, a predicted model, not a curated record